AUGAGUUGGGUUGGGUUCAAGAAGGCGAUAAAUAGGGCUGGUAACAGUGUGAUUGUGAAGAGCGUGGACAAGACGCCCGAUAAGGAGUUCGACUUGGAGGAGCGGCGCUACAGGGUGUUGCAGAGGGCUGGUGACGAGUUGCAGAAGGAGGCGAAGGGGUACCUGGACUCGAUACGGGCUGUGACUGCGUCGCAGGUGACCAUUGCGGAGGUUAUCUCCAGCUUGUAUGACGACUCGAAGUAUAUCAGCGGGGGUGGGUACAAUGUGGGGAACUACUACUUGCAAAGUGUGCAAGAUUUUGAUUCCGAGACGGUGAAGCAGUUGGAUGGGCCGUUCAGGGAGACCGUUUUGGAUCCGAUCACCAAGUUUUCCUCGUACUUUAAGGAGAUUGACGAGGCGAUAAAGAAGAGAAGCCACAAGAAACAGGACUACGAUGCUGCGAAGGCGAAAGUGCGUAGGAUGAUCGACAAGCCGGCGAAGGAUGCGUCUAAACUGCCCAAGGCGGAAAGAGAGUUACAAAUCGCAAAGGAUAUCUACGAUAAUUUGAACGACCAGUUGAAGAUGGAACUACCACAGCUUGUGUCGCUACGGGUGCCGUACUACGACCCAAGUUUCGAGGCGCUGGUCAAGAUCCAGAUGCGGUUCUGUACGGAGGGGUACACCCGUUUGGCACAGAUCCAGCAGUACCUGGACCCGCAAUCGAGAGACGACUAUGCCAAUGGGUUGCUGGACGACAAGAUCGCCGAUUUGUUGAAACAGAUGGCGACGCUGGAUAUAUGUGCUCUUGGGUUCAAGUGA
Huiozyma naganishii CBS 8797 is the source of this 798-nucleotide messenger RNA. RefSeq names its product BAR domain-containing protein. NCBI's taxonomy places the organism in Eukaryota, Fungi, Ascomycota, Saccharomycetes, Saccharomycetales, Saccharomycetaceae. Gene Ontology annotation, biological process: endocytosis; plasma membrane tubulation; actin filament organization. The transcript has a single exon. Bases 1 to 798 code for a protein of 265 amino acids. Gene Ontology annotation, cellular component: Rvs161p-Rvs167p complex; medial cortex; mating projection tip. The record is from RefSeq and is a predicted model, not a curated record. Gene Ontology annotation, molecular function: protein binding; lipid binding.